Messenger RNA from Solenopsis invicta (red fire ant), 2317 nucleotides. RefSeq lists its product as uncharacterized. The record is from RefSeq and is a predicted model, not a curated record. Bases 1237 to 1899 code for a protein of 220 amino acids. Lineage: Eukaryota; Metazoa; Arthropoda; Insecta; Hymenoptera; Formicidae. The transcript is spliced from 2 exons. Gene Ontology annotation, molecular function: nucleic acid binding.
UGCAAAUAUACUAAACUGAUGCAAAGCGAUAGCACUAUAUUACUGUUUCAUUUAUACUAUUGUUUUACGUAUUUAUACUACUGUUCUAAUAUAGGUAUGCUUACAUUAUUUAUUAACUUUACUUCGAACAUUAUACAUUCAAAUGUUACGUAAAUAUUUCUCUAGAUGUGCGCGAUUUUAUAAUUAAUAUUUACGCAGACUGUCCUCGAAAUGUUUUCGUCAUCUCCUAUUAGAAAAUAGAGUUCCAGGAAAAAUCUUAUUUAUCGUGCAUAAUAAUGUAAUAAAAUAGCAUAAUAGUGUAAUAAAAUAGCAUUGAAGUAAUGUAAUACGUUGCUAUUUUUCGAAGUAAAGUUUAAUAACAUAAAGUCACCUUGAUGUCUAGACUAAAAAGAAACUCGGUCUUCGCUUCGCAUGUCACUUGGCGCGAGACGCGACCGCGCCUCUUAAUUUUGCAUACCAGACGAUAAAUAAGAUUAAAUAAAAGAUUUCUUGGAAAUCAAUUUUCUAACGUUUAAGCUAUUUGCGCAAAAUCUAUUCGCGCGGUAAAUAAAUUCAUGUAAUUGCGUCUUUUGAGUCAUAUAAAUAUAUCCGAGGAAGUAUUAUUUCCAGUUUCAUUUGCGACGUCAAUCAGUUACCAUUCUGUCGUUAGUAAUCAGUGCUUGACAGAAAUUUCUGUAAAAUGACGCCGUUUAAUGUAGCAAACGUAAUAAACAUGUUAGCUACUACGUUUCAAAUUGCGAGUAUAACACAGACACCUAUAACACCAGUGGAAAUUGAAGUACAUAACGAAAUUACGAAAUAACGAACAAAAAUAUUUUACAAAAAGCUCAGGACACACGUUCAGUGAUAUUGAUAGAUCAUGAUUACGUGCUUGAUUUUGAAGAUCCGUCGGAGCCACAUUCCACGCAAGUUGUAGAACAUAUUACGCCUGCAGAAAAAGAAGAAGAUGAAGGCAGUUUCGAACCUGAAGAAUGCGUUGUUGAUGAUGAAGGAGGCAUAGUCGACUUCAGUUAUAAGAGAAAAGCUGUGGAGUUUUGGAAAAGUGGAAAAAAGGCCUGUAGAAUUUUAAGUGCAGUACAACACAAAUUCCGCAAGGUUAAAUCUUAUCAUCAACUAUACAGGUGGGAGACAAGUUUAGAAAAAGGUGGAACAAAUGCAGAUAAAUUUGCAUUUAUUGCGGAAUAUGUACUGCACAAGUUUCAAGAAGCUUGUGAUAGAAAAUCAAUCAUUCAUGAUAUGAAUUUAAGAUUAUGGGCCUUGGAGGCAAAGGAUCAAGUGGAUCUACCCGAAUUCAGGGCAAGUAAAUGGUGGAUUUGGAAGUUUAAAAAAGUACACGGAAUUGUUUCUCGAAAAAUAACCGCAUUCCGAACGCAAUUUACAUUUAAAGAUCAAGAAAAUAUACAAAAUGUCGCAAAAGAAUUUGUUUCAAAUGUAAAGUCCAAGAUCCCAGCUAUAGGACUAGAAGAAGUUUAUAAUGCAGACGAGAGUGGCUUCAACCUUGAAAUACAUUCUGGGCGAACAUUAGCGAAAUCAGGAGUGAAAAUAAUUGAGGCAGCAGUUCAAAGUAUAUCUUCAACAACACAUAGUUAUACUAUAAUGCCUCUUAUUUCGGCAAGUGGAAAUCUUCUUUCACCACUGUACAUCGUUUUGAAGGGGUCUACAGGAACAUUUGGACCGAGGGUGGAAGAAACUCUAUUUCGUCCAGUUAACAUAUACAUCCAGGCUUCAAAAUCAGGAAAACUCACUGCAAAACAUUUCAAAACUUGGUUCACCGAAGUAUAUCUACCGAAUACUGGCAGUAAAAGUAUGCUUCUACUUGACUCAUGGACGGGACACUGCCCGAGCCAGCUAGAGCAACAUGUACCACAAGUUUCCGCCUUCAAAAUGCGACACUUGUAAAGCAAGUGUCCCGGUGAAUAUAGUACGACCACUCAUUGAUGAAACAAAUUCUUCUACAGCUCCUCCUUUUACAGCUGAAGAAAUCAUGCGGCGCGGUGGCGGAAGAGGAGCAAUAAUUCAAAUACUACGGGAGAGGCGGGAGGCUCGUGAAAAUCGUUAAUUUAUAAUUUUGUAUAAUUUUUAAUUUUGACUUUCCACGACAAUUAGAAUAUGUAACUAUUUUUUACUCGAGAGUCGUUUACUCAAGUUUAAUUGUUUAACAAUAUUUUGUUAAUAUUAAGAUAUUUAUGAUAGCGGCUGAUGGAGGCCUAGUGAGGCAGAAAUUGGUUCCGCGUUAUUAUAAUAAUGUACAUUGCUCGCUAAUGUAUAAUGCUUGCUCCUACUUGUACAUAAUAAAAAUAUAUGUAAUUUAGAAUAA